AUGGCUUCUCAGCUCCCUACUUAUACUUGCGAACAACUCGCCAAAUACAUCAGUUUUACCUUCGGCUGCCCUCCUGACCAAGGCAUGACCAAGUUGGUUGAGCUGGAGGCUCUUGUCCAGAAAGAUCCACUGAAGGCAUUGACCAUGCUCCAACAACGACAGCUCGCGGCCGUACCGUUUUCCAAUGUGGUGUUGCAUUACUCGCAGCACCAAACCAUCUCCCUGGACCCUGACUACCUGUUUCAUAAACUUAUCGAGCGCGGCCUGGGUGGCUAUUGCUUGGAAAACACCGGCCUCCUGGCCAUAGUGAUACGGUCGCUGGGAUAUCAGUUUUAUACUACCGCAGGGAGAGAAGCUGACUGGUACCCGCAGGGGCCACAUGAUACUGGUGGUAACUCUCAACAGGAAUAA
Histoplasma mississippiense is the source of this 411-nucleotide messenger RNA. RefSeq lists its product with no specific name. The record is from RefSeq and is a predicted model, not a curated record. Bases 1 to 411 code for a protein of 136 amino acids. Gene Ontology annotation, molecular function: acetyltransferase activity. The transcript has 2 exons. NCBI's taxonomy places the organism in Eukaryota, Fungi, Ascomycota, Eurotiomycetes, Onygenales, Ajellomycetaceae.